CACAGAAAAAAUAGGACAACAGCGAAUUUCGCUCUUUUGUGCUGACGCGGACAAUGAUGAUGAGGUUGCAGUCAGUGAGGUGGUGGUGGUGGCGAGUUGCUGUGGUUGCUGGCCUGCUUUCUGCGGUGAGCUUUGUCGACACAGCCAGUGGCACAGAGGGCGAUGAUGUGCUUGGGUGCGGAGGCGCAGUUCUGUCACCGACGCCGAUCAACUUUGCAGCCGUGGAGGUUGUAUUGCUUCAGGAUGGAGAGGAGCUACAACGCACUGAGUGCGCCCCACACAAUGGCUAUUACUUUCUUCCCAUCGACAAACCCGGAACGUAUGAAUUGCACAUCGACGCUCCAGCCGAAUGGAACUUUGAUUCGAGGCAGGCGACCAUCGCCUUCAAUGGUGAGAGUGACAAGUGUUCGCGAGGAGAGGACAUCAACUUCUCCUUCACUGGACUGGACGUGAAGGGACAAGUUGUGGCUGAAGCAACAGACAUGGGCCCUGCAGGCGUCGAGGUGGCGCUACAUGCUAUCGAAGAGCAGGACGAUGGAACGCCUCUUAUCGCUGAUGAGCACCUGCAAACGACCCUUACUGACAAACAAGGCCAUUUCACGUUCCACGACGUGCUGCCUGGGACGUAUGCUGUGCGCGGGCGACACGAGCGGUGGUCCUUCAGCAAACCAACUCAACAUAUCGCCGUGCAGCCAACACGCGUCGACCACCCUGUCCUCGUGCUGUCCGGACAUGACGUCGUGGUUCACGUGCGCGACCAUGUUGGCAACGGCGUUCCUGGCGCCAUCUUCGCCAUCUCAACAGCGGCCGAGCGCGACGCGUGCGAUUCCAUCGACACAACAGCUGUGCAAGCCCACUUUGCAACGAUGAAGGGCCAUGUGUGGUGCACGGCGGUGUCGGAUGCGACCGGUGCCGUCAUCUUUACGGGCGUCAAUCCAGGCCAGCACACCAUCACGGGCGCUGUCCGCGACGCCAGCGGCGCAGUGUAUGGCCUGCACCCGCGCCAGCAGCAAGUGACGGUCGCUGUCGGCGGAACGCAGCCACUGGACGACUUUGUUGUUGUCGCUGCGGCUGUCACCGGUUCAUGCACUACGCCUGCGGGCGACGCCAUCCCAGGCGUACGCGUCCGUCUCAUUGCGCACGGAUCCGAUGGGGUUGAGACAGAGACGGGCACUGACGGCCGAUUUGCAUUUUCACAUGUCAACCCCUCACUGCCAUACGCCGUUGUUGCUUCCAAGGAUGGGCUCGCCUUUGAUCCAAUUCAGGUGACAUUGGACGGGUUCAGCACUUCAAUGCACAUCCAGCCAAACCGCUUCAAGGUGUGCGGCCGGCUCGUGUCUGCUUCCCCCGUCGUCGGCAGCGCGCUCUCCACCGCUGGUGUUCGGGUCGUCGCCCGUUCAUCCGCAGCAGACAGAGCUGUAGAGAGUGUAAGCGACAGCAGCGGGCGGUUUUGCUUUGAACUUCCCCCGGGCGAUGCGUCUUUCAACAUUGCGCCAGUGUCCGCCGCGUACUGGGAGCCGAAACUCAUCGACGUGCACGUGACAGAGCCGCUGAUGCAAGACAAUGAUGAACUUCCAACGUUUCGACAGGUUGUUGGUCGCAUCCGAGGGGUGGUGCGGUGUCUGGAUAAGUGCAACGAUGACAUGCACAUGUCCAUCACGGCCGCUGGUGAGGGCAAGAAGCGGUUCCCCGUGGCGAUUGAGCAGGACGGGACGGCGUCGUUUGCAGUCGACAACGUGGCUCUGGAGGCGUUUUCCGUGAGUGUCUCGAAGCCAACGUGGUGCUUCACGCCCAAGAUGGCGGCGGUGGUGGUGAAGCCGCACGACAUGACUGUUGACGGGCAGCGCGUGGACAGCGUCGACUUUGAGCAGAGGGGAUACAGCCUCAAAAUCACCGCGUCGCACGAUGUGAACGUGAGCAUCAGCCACAAUGCACAUAAGGACGCCGAGGUCGUUCUCGUGGCAAAGGGGAAAUCACGCAUUUGCCUCCAGAAUCAGGGGGUGUACACCAUCACCCCGCGCUCCUGCUUCCGGUACAACCAGGACAGUUUCGUGUACGACACAUCAAACCCGCAGCCCAUCGACCUCACCGCUCACGCUGUGACGUUCACUGGCACCGCGCUGCUGCCCAAGAUGUGCUCGUCGCUCACAGCAGAAGCUGUGGACGAUGAGGGCACCACUUGGCCAGGGACGACGGCCUUUGCCGGCAAGCGAGAAGACGCAUUCCAAUAUGAGUUUUCUGUCGUCGUUCCGCUCGGUAUCAACGCACGCGUCGUUCUCUCCGGCUGCCGCCUCUAUUUCUCCCCGCCCUCCACACCCUUGACCCUCCCGGAGAGCGGGUGUCCCGAACCCCUGGCGCCGUUUCAUGGAAAGGAGGGGAUCCGCGUGUCUGGUCACGUUGAUCCCCCGCUUGCAGGCGUGAACGUCACACUCUCCACUGCCUGCAAGGAACGCCGCCUCGAAACAACACAAUCCUUCACCACAGCCAGCGAUGGCAAGUUUAUUUUUGGACCCGUGUCCGACGAAUGCAGAGUGCAGCUCAGCGCUGAAAAAGAAGGAUAUGAACUCAUCCUGGCCGAGGGCGAAACGAACACAUUCAAGGCCAUCAAACUCGGUGCUCUGGAGCUUUCCGUCGCCACCCCGAGUGGCGAACCAGUCAAGGGCGCCGUGUUGACAGUGACGGGCGGGACAUACAGAAAAAGUCGGGCCACGCGAGACAACGGAACAGUCAUCUUCAAGCACUUGAGACCGAUGCAGUACUUUGUGAAGCCGCUGCUGAAGUCGUUUGUGUUCCGGCCCGCGUCGUCGCUGGUCAACAUGACCGCAGGACAGCUCGUCCAUGUCUCCCUCACCGCCGUCCGCUCGUCGUUCAGCGUGUGUGGACGUCUCAAAACACCGAGUGGCAGCAUCGAGAAUGGCCUCAAGCUUGCAGCGACGUCACUUCAAGAUGGCUCCGUGGUUCGUACGGGCACAGCCAAUGCCACAGGACACUUCUGCAUCGAAGACCUCCAUCCCAACACGACUGCCCGCGUUGUUCCUCUUCUCGAGAACAAACCGACACUCACCACGCGCCCAACACACAUGGACGUGCACGUUGGCGAAGCAGAUGUCGACGACGUGAAGUUUAUCGUCAUUCAACACAAGUCGACGUGCGUUGUUGCGGGCACUGCCCUGCAUCUUCCACUGCAGAGCCGCUCACGCAUUCGCGCACACCUUCUCCUCGACGGCGCCAUCUUUGCCUCUGAUUUCCUCUUUCCCGCAACGCAUUUCGAGUUUGAGCUUCCACAGCCAGUCGAGGGUAGCAUCAAAGUACAGCUUGCAGAUCAACAAGGCGUGUUGGUGGAAGCGCCGGUGGAUUCAUGUGAGGGCACCCGUGUGCUGGCCCUCCCCGUCCCACAACACCAGGCCAGCACGACACGCUCCUCAGCAGUUCAAGGAGAACAAGCGAACAUGCGUGUGAACGCAGUGCUUGGUGUUGCUGCCUGCGUGUUUAUUCUCGCCACGGCAGUAUUGCGCCCCCAACUUGCUCGCUUCAGGCCAUGACGUGCCGCGCGCACGAUUGAUUGCACAAUGACAUAUUUCGACAACCCUACGUUUUCCAGACCCCUUCAACUGGCCGCUCUCCUCGGCUGAACCCUCUGUCCAAUUGUGAUACUAGAAGAUUGAACUUGAUUCUGAUGCUGGUUUGAACACCACACACUAAACAACUUCAAAAUGAACGAAACUAUCAAC
Molecule: messenger RNA, 3731 nt
Organism: Salpingoeca rosetta
Lineage: Eukaryota; Choanoflagellata; Craspedida; Salpingoecidae
Exons: 28
Coding region: 54-3542 (1162 amino acids)
Cellular component (GO): endoplasmic reticulum membrane
Molecular function (GO): carbohydrate binding
Source: RefSeq, a predicted model, not a curated record